AUACCUUAUCCUAUAUCUUACAUCUUUAAGCAUUAUUUUACCUGUUGCAUCGAGAGUAAAAGUGAAAGUGUGUUUAUGAUAUACAAAUCGUAAUAUAAAUCGUUCAAUAUUUGUUCGUCAGUCAUUUACACACUGCACUAUGAGCAAUAAGUCAAUUUUAAUAAUACUCUUAGGGUCAAUAUUGAUCAACUUUUCCGACAGCGUUGUGAAACGAUGUUUCAGUUGUCGUUCCCGUGGAGAUUUAGGAAGCUGUAAGGAUCGAUUUAAGUACACCAACCUCACACAGAUCAGCUUAGAAUCCGGUAUUGGAGUGGAAGCUGUGCCUUGUGCCUCGGGAUGGUGUGGGAAAAUAAUCGAGACACGAAAUUCUGAUGCCAAAGAACAAGAAUUCGAUACUGCAACACAAAGGACGUGUUUGCAAAGAGGACCUUCAGAUGGAGAAGAACGUUGCGAUGAUACUAUGUGGGAGUAUAAAAAAGUUUUUAUGUGUUUUUGCCAUGGUGAUCUCUGUAACAAUGCACCAGCAUCUUCCAAAAGUUUUAACUUUUAUCUUUUAAUGUUAACUCUUGUAAUCCCAAUUAUACUUGCUCAGUUGAUUAUUUGAUAGGUAUUUUAAUAAAAAAAAUAAUGGUUUCCAAAACAAACUCGUAAAAUAUUUAUAAAAAUAAUAUGUGUAAAUAUUGCAAUUUGCAAAUACCCUAUACUAAUUUAUAUUUUACAAAAUAAAUCU
This is a messenger RNA of Rhopalosiphum maidis (corn leaf aphid), 730 nucleotides long. RefSeq lists its product as uncharacterized. NCBI's taxonomy places the organism in Eukaryota, Metazoa, Arthropoda, Insecta, Hemiptera, Aphididae. The coding region runs from base 140 to 604 and encodes 154 amino acids. The record is from RefSeq and is a predicted model, not a curated record. The transcript has a single exon. Gene Ontology annotation, biological process: regulation of synaptic transmission, cholinergic; sleep; positive regulation of voltage-gated potassium channel activity.